UCAUUCACAUUGGUCGUUGGCGAACUCCGAUGCCAACUCUCACAAGUCCCGUGUCAACUCUCUCUUCCGAUUCCCGUCUCUAAGCUCCUUCGACCUUUUUCCUCACUUUCUCGAGAGUAUUCUCGCAUGAGACUCAACUCAUCUCCAUCUGACUCCCUCCACAAUGGCGGAAGUGUCGGUGGUUCCGGCACUGAUCUGGCCUUCCAGUCCAUCCGCGAUCGCUUCCCUCUCAAGCGGAACUCCAGCCACCACCACAACCGUUCCAAGUCUGACUCUGAUCGUUCUCCGCCUCACCGCGCCCGAUCUCACCACGGCCGUUUCAACCGCAAGGGCUUCCUCUGGCUUAAGGGAAGGUCGGCGUUCUAUUCCGUUGUAAUUAUCGCGGUGUUCCUGUUCGCGAUGGCCUCGAUGGUGCUGCAGAGCUCGAUAACAUCGGUGUUCAGGCAGGGAAGCGAGAGAGGGAGGUCUCUGAGGGAGGGAUUGAGGUUCGGGAGCACGUUGAAGUUCGUGCCGGCUGUGGUUUCGCGGAGAGAUGGACUCGAUUCGUUGCGAUCGGAACCGAGGAUUGGGGUUAGGGCACCGAGGCUCGCUCUAAUCUUAGGAAACAUGAAGAAAAAUCCAGAGUCCUUGAUGUUGAUUACAGUGAUGAAGAAUUUACAGAAACUAGGUUAUGUGCUUAAGAUUUUUGCAACAGAGGAUGGACAAGCACGUUCAAUGUGGGAGCAAAUUGGUGGACAGCUUUCGAUUUUAAGUCCUGAGCGAUAUAGUCAUAUAGAUUGGUUAAUUUUUGAAGGCAUCAUUGUUGAUUCUCUCGAAGUGAAAGAGGCAAUUUCAAGCCUUAUGCAGGAGCCUUUUUGUUCAGUACCACUCGUAUGGAUAAUUCAAGAGGAUACACUUGCAAAUCGUCUUCCUGCGUAUGAGGAAAUGGAUUGGAAGCAUCUUGUUUCUCAUUGGAAAACUGCUUUUAGUAGAGCUAGUGUCGUUGUGUUUCCAGAUUUCACUUUGCCGAUGUUAUACAGUGUGCUUGACACUGGAAACUUCUUCGUGAUUCCUGGAUCACCAGUAGAUGUGUGGGCUGCAGAAAGCUACAGCAAGACCCAGUCCAAAUACCAAUUAAGGCAGGACAAUGGAUUUACUAAAGAUGAUCUGCUGGUCCUAGUUAUUGGAAGUUCUAUAUUCUACAAUGACCUAUCGUGGGACUAUGCUGUAGCGAUGCAUGUCAUAGGACCACUGCUAAUAAAGUAUGCAAGGAAGAAUGAUUCUGGAGGCUCCUUUAAAUUUGUGUUUCUGUGUGGUAAUUCCACUGAUGGGUAUGAUGAUUCUUUACAGGGGGUGGCUUCACGUCUAGGACUUCUUCAUGGUUCUGUAAGGCACUAUGGCUUGAAUAGUGGUGCAAACAGUGUGUUAUUAAUGGCUGACAUUGUUCUCUAUGCUUCCAACCAAGAUUUACAGGGUUUUCCUUCUUUACUUAUCCGAGCCAUGACCUUUGGAAUCCCUGUUGUCGCACCCGAUUUGCCCAUCUUCAGAAAAUAUGUUGUUGAUGGUGUGCAUGGGAUAUUUUUUCCAAAACAUAACCCUGACGCUUUGAUGACGGCUUUCUCACUCUUGAUUUCAAGUGGAAAACUCUCUGAGUUUGCUCAAGCAGUUGCUUCCUCUGGAAGACUGCUUGCUAAGAACAUGCUGGCAUCAGAAUGCGUAACUGGUUUUGCAAGGAUACUGGAGAAUGUACUCAAUUUCUCAUCAGAUGCCAUGCUGCCAGCUCCUAUUUCUCAGCUUCAGCAGGGAGCAUGGGAGUGGAAUCUGUUCAGGAAGGAAAUAGAAUUGAGUACUGGUGAGGAGCAAAUCAGUGAUGGGAAGGCUACUUUCUUUGGGAAGAUUAGCGUUGUUCAUGCCCUUGAAGAAGAGUUCACCAAUUUUGUUUAUUCAACAAAUGCCUUUGAGAAUGGAACUGGGAUUCUGCCACAAGAUAUCCCCACUAAACUAGAUUGGGAUGUUUUAAGGGAAAUAGAGAGCUCUGAAGAAAAUGAGAGGGUAGAAAUGGAGGAGCUUGAAGAAAGAGUGGAGAGAAACAUUGGGGAUUGGGAUGAAAUUUAUCGUAACGCUCGAAAAUCUGAAAAACUUAAAUUUGAAGCAAAUGAAAGGGAUGAGGGAGAGCUUGAGAGGACUGGUCAGCCGGUGUGUAUUUACGAGAUUUACAGCGGAGCUGGGUCCUGGCCUUUCUUGCACCAUGGUUCUUUGUAUCGUGGUUUAAGUCUUUCUUCAAGAGGACGGAGGUUGAGAUCAGAUGAUGUUGAUGCAGUUGGGCGGCUUCCCAUUUUGAAUGACUCUUACUAUCGGGAUAUUCUCUGUGAGAUUGGGGGGAUGUUCUCUAUUGCAAAAAGGGUGGAUAACAUUCACGGAAGACCUUGGAUUGGGUUCCAAUCAUGGCGUGCUGCUGGUAGGAAGGCUUCACUGUCCUUAAAAGCUGAAAAGGUUUUGGAAGAAACAAUACAAGAUAACACUAAAGGAGAUGUUAUAUACUUUUGGGUGCGCUUGAACAUGGAUGGAGCUACCGGAAGUAAUGGCGUGCUCACUUUUUGGUCAAUGUGUGACAUCUUAAAUGGAGGACACUGCAGGUCUGCUUUUGAAGAUGCAUUCCGCCAGACGUAUGCAUUGCCAAUGCAUGUAGAAGCUCUACCACCCAUGCCAGAAGAUGGUGGCCACUGGUCUGCUCUUCAUAGCUGGGUGAUGCCAACCCCUUCCUUUUUGGAAUUCAUCAUGUUUUCCCGGAUGUUUGCUGAUUCUCUUGAUUCCUUGCACACCAAUCCCACAAAAAACAAUAUGUGCUUACUGGGAUCCUCAGCGCUCGAGAAAAAGCACUGUUACUGCCGCAUAUUGGAACUCCUGGUCAAUGUGUGGGCAUAUCAUAGUGGGAGGAAGAUGGUAUAUAUAGAUCCACACACUGGUUCACUGGAAGAGCAGCACCCAAUCGAACAACGCAAGGGAUUCAUGUGGGCGAAAUAUUUUAAUUUUACUUUGUUGAAGAGUAUGGAUGAGGAUUUAGCAGAGGCUGCGGAUGAUGAUGACCAUCCACACAACAUGUGGUUGUGGCCAUUAACAGGGGAAGUACAUUGGCAAGGAAUUUAUGAGAGGGAGAGGGAAGAGAGAUAUAGGCUGAAGAUGGACAAGAAGAGAAAAACAAAAGAGAAACUGUUUGAAAGGAUGAAGCAUGGUUACAAGCAGAAGUCACUUGGAGGAUAGAAAGCAUGUAAUCUGAACCACUCAAGUAUAAUUCUGGAACUCCUAACACUGUAACACGGUUACUGAAACCAUUUUUCAAAGAUCACGAACUGGAAAAGGCAUUUGCAGAUUGAGGUGAAGCUUAAUUCUUUCGAGCAGCAUCAGGGUAGUCAUGAAGAAUGGUUGUUCCUACUUUUAGUUUUACUGAAUAUACAUACACUAGGGAAGUGGGGCAGAGAUAAGCAGAUUACCACCCGUAGCCAGCCAGCUCGCUAGCUUUCGAGUCCUUUUUACUCUCUAGCCAGCGCAGAGGACAGUAGGUUUUGAGGGGUACCCGACCCACCUCCAUUGAAAUUCUUUUUCUUUUCUUUUUGCUCAUUCAAAAUAUUCCAAUUUAGUGAGUAAAGAUAUGCAUUCUUUCAUUAAUGUAUAUUUCAUUCUACGAAAGCAAUGGCAAUUUUGAUUAGGAUAAUGGUUGCCUUCA
Juglans regia (Persian walnut) is the source of this 3703-nucleotide messenger RNA. RefSeq lists its product as uncharacterized. The coding region runs from base 127 to 3240 and encodes 1037 amino acids. The record is from RefSeq and is a predicted model, not a curated record. Gene Ontology annotation, molecular function: glycosyltransferase activity. The transcript has 14 exons. Lineage: Eukaryota; Viridiplantae; Streptophyta; Magnoliopsida; Fagales; Juglandaceae.